Molecule: messenger RNA, 959 nt
Organism: Manduca sexta (tobacco hornworm)
Lineage: Eukaryota; Metazoa; Arthropoda; Insecta; Lepidoptera; Sphingidae
Exons: 2
Coding region: 43-900 (285 amino acids)
Source: RefSeq, a predicted model, not a curated record
UGUGCCAGUGUUGAACGGCAGGGUGAAGUGAAAACAUUAACAAUGAUUAGCAAAAAUGUCGUGAUCCUCGCUGCCGUAGUGUUGUGCUGUGUUUACGAAUCAAAAGGAGUUAUCGAUGGACCUGAAAUCAACAAUGUUGAUGAAGACAACAAGAAUAUAACUAGUUCUGACCGUACUGGCAGAUCAGGACCUCUGCACAAAGAAUGCAGUAGCUUGCUAAGUUCAAAGUGCUUGAAAAUCCACAUGUUGUCCUUUAUCGAGCAUCUGAGCUCUCGUGAUGAACUUCCCCUGAUACCUGGCCUCAGCAUUGUGAAAGAGAAUCAGACUGCAAGCCUGAGCCCUGAGGAAAUGGCCGCUGAGCUAUCUAGACAGUUUCCAGGAAAACCUGAAGAAAAACUUAACAGGUUCCUGUUGUAUCGUCUGCAAGACUAUUUAGAUGGCCAUUCUUUAAGAUAUAGACUGCUUGACCCACAGACGACGAAGGAAGCUAUGGAAAUGGCCAAAGGAGAUAAAGAAUCUGUGGGAAGGAAAGCUGGAGGUGGUGGUGGUGGCGGCGGACUCGGCGGUGGAAAAGGAGGUGGCGGUGCUCUGCUAGCUGCUGCUUUGAUGAUGAAAGGAACACUAGCCGCUGCAGCUUUAGGAGCUCUAGCCCUUUUAGCAGGCAAAGCUCUUAUGACAGCACUGAUGUCAUUACUUCUAUCAGCCCUGGUCGGCCUCAAAGGACAUGGUGGCCACAAAUCAACAACAUACGAGAUCAUCACCAAGCCAGAAGUGUCUCAUCAUCAUUCCCACAGCCAUGAGGAGCAUCAUGAACACGAACAUGGUCAUCAUGGAGGCUACAGACGGGCGUACGAUUUAGGCUACAAUAGCUACAUGCCUUAUGAAACUACUACUAGUUAAUAACUUGAAAUUGUAACAGCCUAUAUAAGCCAAUCCUUUGCUUAAUUUUCUCUUUAAAU